Molecule: messenger RNA, 1449 nt
Organism: Penicillium canariense
Lineage: Eukaryota; Fungi; Ascomycota; Eurotiomycetes; Eurotiales; Aspergillaceae
Product: splicing factor ESS-2 family protein
Exons: 1
Coding region: 1-1449 (482 amino acids)
Cellular component (GO): catalytic step 2 spliceosome
Source: RefSeq, a predicted model, not a curated record
AUGGCUGCUUCUCCGCCCUCACAGGCCCUGACGAAACGGUCAGACGGCCAGCUAAUGCCCCCACCCCCAGCCCCGAAACGGAUCAAACGCCCUGCCACCGUCCUCGACGAAGACGUCUACACCAACGCUCUUUCCCACAUCAUUGCCCGCGAUUUCUUCCCAGGCCUCCUGGAAACCCAAGCCAAGCAGGAGUACCUCGAUGCAUUAGACUCGAAGGAUAAAGAAUGGAUUAGGAGCGCGAAGCAGAAACUUGCGGAUGUGAUGCGCACUCCGACGCCCGGCUCCAAUGCGCGGCGGAAGACAGACUCGGGCUCUGUCGCAGGCACGCCGCUGCAUAUUCCACAGGGCAGCUCCAGCGAGACUCCUCGGGGAUGGACAGGUGACACACCUAUGUCUGUGGCGUCAACGGCGACGUCCGCCACGACGAGCAAGGACCAGGAUGUUCCGGAUGUCUCGAACAUGGGUCUGUUGGCUUUCCAGGCCAAGUACACCAGCGAAGACAACGAGUCCUUCAACAAAGUCCUGGACAAACAGAACGUCAAGAAGCGCGAGAAACACGCCUUCCUUUGGAACAGCAACAAGAUACCCUCCGCGCGCCAGAUCGCCCACCACCAGCGCGAGGUCAAGCGCAUCACCGCCCAGGGUGGCAACCCCGAAAUGAGUCUCAUUAAACGAGAUGAGUCCGAGCCAGCCAUCAAGACAGACCUCGAUGCCCGCCCUGCAAGGCCUGACGCCUGGAACGCGCGCCCAGACAACACGCUCAUGUUCCUCCCCUCCUCGAUUGAAGACACCCACGAGACGCUCCACCAACAAGCAGAGGCCGCCUCGCGCGCAGGCCCAAAACGAACCCUUUACCAAAACACGCGCCUCCUCGACGCAGAUGCUGCUGCCGCCGCCGACGCCACCGCAUCUGUUCCCGCCUCCCCCUCCAUAUCUGCCAUUCAAGACGCUAUCGCAGGGCGGCCCCGCCUCAGCGAGUCCGAAGCAUCCGCCAUACCCGGCGGGGAAACGCCGCGCGUGAAUGGCUACGCGUUCGUUGACGAAGACGAGCCCGCGCCCGAGCCUGCGCCCACGGACUCCCUUGAAGCAGACUGGCGCCUCCUAGGCUCCUCAUCAGACACCACACCCAACCCGUUCCAGCUCCGCGAAACACGCAAGCGCGAGGCCUUGCAUCACCGCAUGGUCGACCGCGUCUCACGCUCCAAGCGCGCGGAAAAGGCUGCCCGCACCACGAAAACGCCCGUCGCUUCGACCCCGCGGUUCGCGAGUAGUCCCCGCCUGGACUUUGGACUGCACCGCACGCCUGGGGGCGGGGCCGGCGGGAAGAUGUUGACCCCUGCGGCGCAGAAGCUGUGGUCGCAGGUUGGCGGAAGUACGCCGCAAAAAGGGGGGUCGGCCGGGAAGUCUGGGCUGGGGAAUAUGUGGACGCCGACACCGCGGCGGAAGUAG